AUGUGUCGAAAAGGAACCACCGGUUCGUCACCGUCCAGUCUCCCAUCUUCUACUUCAACCACUGCUUAUGCUACCAGUUCUGCUAAUACAACAGUGACAUCUCUUGGUGUCGCUUCGAGUAGUGGCACAGCGAUUGGAGCUCUAUCUGCGGUUAUUGUCGUGGAGGCGGAUACUGAGUUACAAGAGCCUUCAUGGAGAUCCCUGAAACAGGAAAAUGAAGAGCUCAAAAAAAGAUUGAAGGAGAUGGAGGAGGACCUAGAGGAUAAGGAUUCUGACUUAGAACAACGAGAGGCUAUGAUUAGUGCCCUCUCGGUGAAAGAACGCUAUAGCAAUGAUGAGAUACAAGAAGCACGCAAACUAUUGAUCAGUGAACUGAGAGAUUUAACGGAUGAUGGAUCGAAGAUCAAAGUAAAGAGGAUGGGAGAUCUUGAUGUAGAGCCCUUCGUAAAAGCAAGUAAGCGGAGAUUAACUGGCGAAAACAUUGAGCUUUACACGAAAUGGGAAGAAAACCUCAGGGAUCCACAUUGGCAACCAUUCAAAUGGGUGGAGACCGGAAACAGAGUGAAGGAAGUGGUGGAUGAAGAAGAUGAGAAACUUAAGAAUCUCAGAGAAGAGUGGGGAGAAGAGGUGACAAACGCAGUCAAGACGGCUCUCGAAGAAGUUAACGAGUUUAAUCCAAGUGGCCGGCAUACAGUCCUAGCACUGUGGAAUUCCGUACAAGGAAGAACAGCUACAUUGAGAGAAGCGAUUGCUCACAUGACCUGUGAGAUCAAAACUCUCAAACGGAAAACGAAUCUGAAACACCGUAAAUAAAACUCUCAAGUUCUCUUGUCAGUCGGUGUUUCUCAUUUUGUAAAUCUAAACUAAGUAAUCUAAACCCUUGGAAUGUUUGGUGUAUUCUUACUAAUAUAACUAAUUUCUUAAUCGUUUUUCAAA
Molecule: messenger RNA, 936 nt
Organism: Arabidopsis lyrata subsp. lyrata
Lineage: Eukaryota; Viridiplantae; Streptophyta; Magnoliopsida; Brassicales; Brassicaceae
Product: factor of DNA methylation 5
Biological process (GO): gene silencing by siRNA-directed DNA methylation
Source: RefSeq, a predicted model, not a curated record